Messenger RNA from Poeciliopsis prolifica (blackstripe livebearer), 2405 nucleotides. RefSeq names its product arrestin domain-containing protein 3-like. Gene Ontology annotation, biological process: protein transport. The transcript has 6 exons. The record is from RefSeq and is a predicted model, not a curated record. Gene Ontology annotation, cellular component: cytoplasm; plasma membrane. The coding region runs from base 73 to 1098 and encodes 341 amino acids. NCBI's taxonomy places the organism in Eukaryota, Metazoa, Chordata, Actinopteri, Cyprinodontiformes, Poeciliidae.
GCCAAGGAGGACUAUUGUGUUCACACGGUUCGAACUUCACAAACUUGGUUUGUGCUUCUCACUCUGAUAGAAAUGACCAUCAAACACUUUCAGAUUGAAUACGAUGCCAUCAACAGAAGGAACAUUUUUACCAACGGAGAUACCAUAAAUGGACGGAUCACCCUCGAAGCUGUGAAGAAAACAAAAAUCCAGUCACUUGUUUUUAAAGCUACGGGAAAAGCUUCACUUCACUUAGUUGAUUAUUAUGGGAACAUAAUAGACAGGGAGUAUGAGAGAGAUGAUCAUAUUCACCUGGACAAAAUAAAAUAUUACCGAAUCACACAAGAUAUCCUGAAAGAAGGAGAACAAGAUGACUGGAACGUCAUUGAAAAAGGAAGGCAUGUCUUUCCUUUCAGCUUCAAGGUGCCAAACAGCCGAAAAAUACCUUCAUCGUUCUGCUCUGUCUUUGGUCAAAUUGUUCAUACGUUGAAGGCAGAGCUCAAGCAAUCAAUGAAGCUGACAAAAAAAGCUGAAACUCACUUCACAUUUGUGUGCAAAGCAUCCGAAUCGGGCCUAAUGGCCCGUCAACAUGGAAGCAUGAACAAAAACAUUGCUCUUGGCUCUGGAAAGGUUUCAAUGACUGUCCACACGAGGCAGAGAGGAUACAAACAAGGUGAGGCCCUCCGGGUCCGGCUUGAAAUUGAGAAUCUCUCAAGUCGUUCAGUCAAACCUAAGUUUGUACUUGAUGUGAAGAAGAGCUACUUUGGCAUAAACCGAAGUAAAAUUCAGAAACAUGAGAUACUGAAAGAAAAGGCAGAUGCAGUUGAAUCAUUCUCUGGCAACAAAACGGUAAUAAAGGAGCUCACCAUCCCUCGAGAGCUUUCCCCGUCCAUUUUGAACUGUUCCAUCAUCAAGUUAGAGUACAGAUUAAAGGUAUAUCUAGAAAUCACAUGUGAGGCAGACUUGGUGGUCAAACUCCCUAUUGUCGUCAUACCUGACCUAUCUGAGGAUGAUCCUUCUGGACGUCCAAAUCAGCCAGCCUGGAUGUCACAACCAAUGGGUCCUCCACCUCCCUAUGAAGAAUAUGCAAUGCACCCUUCUUUUCCUUUUGGAGUUUAAAGAACUUAAUUUUUAAGACGUCCUUUAAAUGGGAAUACUAUGGUUUUUGUAUGACACACCAGCAGCAGUUUUUUCCAAUUUCGUCAGAGCCUGUGUUGUCUACAGCACAAUUUGACAAAUUUGCUGCACGAUUGAGCCAAAGAAAACUUGACUGAGAUUCUUUCUUUUAGAGAACACAACAGCUACUGCUGGUGACUUUAGUAUGAAUUCAAACUAGGUUUUUCUUUUCAAGAAAUGUCCAAAGUAUGUAAUGUAAUGUUGAUAAAAGGCUUUAUGACGGGCAAGAAAUGCAUGCAGCCAGGAAGACCACCUCCUCUUCCCACUGAAUGCUGAAAAUAGGCAAUUAGAAGCCAUCGCAGCCGUUGAUGCACAGCUUGAAAUGUAUCUAACAUCCAGCUGGAUCACAGAGUAAGAAAUGCUGUAAAGACAGGGAAAAUAAAACCCAUCCUUGUUUUUCUUGGGGGUACUGCAGCUUUAAAUAAUCCAUUUUUCUAUCCAAUGUAAUAUAACAUAUAUUUUACAAAUGCAGUGCUAGGAUAGUUGCAAUAACUGAAAGAUGCCAGUUUUAGCUGAUUGUAGUCUCUCAGCUUCAUUCUACAACUCAACAGAAAAUUUCAUCCUGAUGAUAUUAUAAAUUAAAUCUUUCUAUAGGAGUCUCCCUCACUAUCUUGAUUGCACUAAACCAAUAGACAGGUUCAUUUCACCAGCCUUCAGUAAACCUUUUGGUUGGUCAUGGUUAACUUUGUAUACAUUUUUACCUUUUUAACAACUGCUAGGGUUGAGAUCUUAAAAUGCAAUGAGAAUGACUUAAUUUGGUUAAGAUGCAUCGGAUUUAAGUCAUAAUGCCGCCUAUACUAAUUAACCAACAUGUUUAUAUUGGCUGUUUUUGUCUGAAUCUGGUGCAAAAUGGAUCAAAUCUUCUUAAAGUAGGCCAGAAAACACUUGAUGAGAUGGGAAUAGUGGGGGGCCUCUUUCUUUUGACUUCUCAUUUUUAAGAUUGUACAUCAUUUUAGCAGCUCUUGGAAGUUUCCUCUUUAGACUAAUAUUUAAUUCAAGUAACCUUUUACCUCAAUUAAAACAUACUAUGCUCAUAUUUGUUUUCAUUUUAAUUUUAUUUGAUCCCUUUUGAUCCCUAGUUUUAUUAAUUUUACCUGUUAUAAUUAACUCUGUUUAGGCUGAAUAAUGUAUUUUUUUGUUCAACUGCACUUUAGUCCAAUUUGUGUUGUUUCAAAUGUAUUUUUAAAAGUAGUAAUUUUUCAAUCUUUAAACUUUUUUUUUUUUUUUACCACCUUUUCGUUUACAAUAAC